Molecule: messenger RNA, 2270 nt
Organism: Pimephales promelas (fathead minnow)
Lineage: Eukaryota; Metazoa; Chordata; Actinopteri; Cypriniformes; Leuciscidae
Source: RefSeq, a predicted model, not a curated record
AAAUGCAGGUAAGUCUCUCUCUAUAUAUUUAUGAAAUCAGGAAACGUGAAAUGAUCUGUUUAAAGCCUAGUCAAGCGAGCGGCGUUCCAGGGAAUCAGUCCUUGUGGGAAAUUCCCGUCCCCUAUGAGCUGAGUGUAAAUCUCAGUGUGAACUACAGAGGAGUCAUAUUGAGAGCCUUUGAGCAGUUCAGACUGAAAUCAUGCAUUGACUUUAAGCCCAGAGCGGCAGAAGAGUUUUACAUCUCAGUGGAGAGUCGUGAAGGGUGUUGGUCACACAUCGGACGCACGUCUCCCGGAGGCCAGACUCUUUCCAUUGGGAAUGGCUGUGGAAUAAAAGCCAUUGUUGAGCAUGAGUUUCUCCACGCACUGGGACUCUACCAUGAGCAGACGAGAUAUGACAGAGAUGAUUAUGUGACAAUCAGAUAUGAAAACAUCCUCAAAGGUUAUGAGAGUUAUUUCAAUAAAUCCAGUGAGAACGUGUCCAGCACCCCAUAUGAUUAUUACUCUGUGAUGCAUUUUGAUCAAAACGCCUUCAGCAACGGUAAUGGAUCCACGAUCAUUACCAAGCGUCCUGAGUUUCAAGAUGUGAUCGGACAACUAAUGGAGAUGAGUGAAUAUGAUGCGAUUGAGCUCAACAAACUCUAUAAAUGCAAUUCCUCCAUCUCUUUCCUUGACCACUGUAGUUUUGAUGAUGAAUCUCUGUGUCAGAUGAGGGUCUGUUCGGCUGCUGAGUACGGCUGGCAGAGACUGAAGUCCGUGAGUGGCAUCAAUGUGACUGACCACAGCUACUUGGGCAAAGAGCAGAAUGGGACGUCUUUCUUCAUGCACUUCAGCACUGAGGGCAGAAACCAGGGGGACUCGGCCAGAUUGGAGAGCAAGACACUGACCCCUACAAGAGACUGCAUAGUCCAGUGCCUCCAGUUCUACUACUAUCACAGCGGCGAUGAGUCUGACCAGCUCAAUAUCUGGAUCCGAGAGUACCAGGAUGAAGCAGACAGCAGAGGAACUCUCAGACUUAUGGAUCGGGUCACAGAAACCCCUGGUAAUUACUGGAAGCUGCAUCACGUGCAACUGAACGCAAAUACAUCUUUCCAAGUUGUAUUUGAAGGCCGUAAAGGAGCUGGAAACUCCAGUGGAGGAUUCUCACUGGAUGAUAUCAAUGUUUCAGAGACCGAGUGUCCCAUCACAUGGCAGAUAAGGGACUUUGAGAAGCUGUCGAAGAAUACUUUUAGAUUAUUUAGUCCACUGUUUUACUCCAGUGAUGGUUAUCGCUUUGGGGCAGAGUUAAUUUUUGAAGAAAAUAAACUUGAAAUACGUGUUGGUAUGGUAUCUGGUGCAUAUGAUGAGCAGUUGCAGUGGCCUUGUCCAUGGAGACAAAUAACUGUCCAGAUCCUUGACCAGAAUCCACACAUCCAGAAGCGCAUGUCCUUUGAGCAAAGCAUCACCACUGACCCUGAACUGACUAAUUAUGGUGGCCAGUUUUACUGGGACAAACCGCAAAUAUAUCAAAUCAACAUCGAUGGUGAGUCUGUAUUUGUGGGUGGAACUGCCGUUUUUGUGUCCCUGACAAGAGAUGAUCUUGCUAGAAGAGAGUUCAUCAAGGGUGGGGACCUCAUACUUCUCCUCUCCAUGCAAGAUAUCUCAGGACUUCUUAAGAAAGACUCUCUUCCCUGCCCUAAAGUUACAGUGAAGAACUUCAACGUUUCUACUGACACAAGUGCACUGAAUGAGGGGCCGUGUGCCUCAAGAGCCCCUUCCACACCUCAGCCGAUCUACACGACAACAUCUAGCACUACAACAUCGAGCACUACAGCUCCACCAGGGCCCACUGAGCGUGAAUGUGUGGACAUCUUUUGCAACUCCAGUACCAAGACUGCUUCCUCUCUGAUCAUCUUGCUGCUUUGCUUUCUUUUGCUGGAGAUUUGAUCAUGACGAAUCCCCAUUAUCACGGCUCUAUGUCUGACUGCACAAGAUUUCAGUGUCUUCAGCCUUAAGUGUGUAUUCUUAAUUAAAGGGGAUGCUCUCAUAUAAUCUACAGUCAAUCAGCUUUAAUCAUAACAGUUACCAAUAUAUCGUCAUAUUGAGAUCUUAUUGUAAUCAUAAUGUAUGUUUCAUGUAUUCUCUCUAGAGGUGUUCAGGUAAACAUUUAAAAAUAUUUGAGUCUUUUCUACGUAUAAAUCACUGCAUGAAUAUUAUCGGUCAAGGUUUGAUUUUAAUAUUGGUGGACAGUUUCAUGUCAUCAACAGCUUGAUGUAACCAACUUGACUCAUA